CUGGGAGGAGGUGUGUGCUGUUCCGCAUUCAGACCAGCUGGUGGCGGUAGCGCACCUACAGCUUCAACGUCACCAGCAUCAGAGAAGAAGCGGGGUAGAACGCUGUCAGCCGCGCGUGGAGGUCGCGUUCGUCCAACAUGUCUGUUCUGCACCCGACUCUUCUGCUGUGUGUGUACGGCUUCUUCUCUAACCUCCGGCCGUCGGAGCCGUUCCUCACCGCCUACCUGAUGGGACCGGACAAGAACCUGACGGAGACACAGGUCGUCAGUGAAAUCUAUCCAAUAUGGACGUAUUCCUACCUGGUCCUGCUGUUCCCCAUCUUCCUGGCCACUGACUACCUCUGUUAUAAGCCUGUAUUGAUCCUUCAAGCUACAAGCUUGGUAGUUACCUAUGUCAUGCUGCUAAAGGUGCAGGGCAUACUGGCCAUGCAGUUCCUGGAGUUUUUCUUUGGGCUGGCCACAGCCGCAGAGGUCGCCUACUUCUCUUACAUCUAUAGUGUGGUUGAGCCGGUGCACUACCAGCGAGUGACAGGCUACUGCCGCAGCAUCACCCUGUUCGGAUCAGCUGCUGGAUCUCUGACCGGUCAGCUUCUGCUCUCCGUGGCCAAAGUUCAGCUGCUCCACCUUGUCAUCGUCACUCUGGCGUCAGCCGUCGUGGCCUUUGUUGCUCCCUGGUUUCUACCUAUGCCCAAGAGGAGCUUGUUCUUCCACAAAGCGCGGAGGAGAGGCCAGCGCAGCAGCAGCAGCAGCAGCAUCAUGGAGAAGGUGGAGGAUUCAGAGAGCAAAGUGCCUCUGAACAGCCAGGAUGUCUCUACAGUAUCCAGGUCCUCUGAGGCAGAAGCUCGCAGCAGUGGUCUUAUGGAGGUAUUGCGGAAGCUGUUUGAUGAUUUCCUGCAGUGCUACAGAAGUGGCCCUCUGCUGGCCUGGUCGCUGUGGUGGGCUCUGGCCACGUGUGGCUACUUCCAGGUCAUCAACUACGCUCAAGCACUGUGGGAGAACAUCCGUCCAUCCCAGGAGUAUGAAAUCUACAACGGCUAUGUAGAGACACUGUCCACACUGUUAGGGGCUCUGGCGGCUCUGCUGGUGGGCUACCUGCCUAUAUGCUGGGCUCUGUGGGGGGAGCUGGCUCUGUGUGUCCUCUCCCUGCUGAUGGCUGUGUGUGUGUUCGUCAUGGAUACACUGAGGCAAAUCUGGCUGUGUUACAGCUCAUAUAUCCUCUUCAGAGCGACGUACAUGCUGCUCAUCACUGUGGCUACAUAUCAGAUUGCAGCCAGUCUCAGUAUGCAGCGGUAUGCCUUGGUGUUUGGAGUGAACACCUUCAUAGCUCUCCUGCUGCAGUCUCUAAUCACUGUGGUGGUUGUGGACUCAGCAGGCCUUGGCCUCGAUGUCUUCACUCAGUUUCUCAUAUAUGGUGGCUACUUUGUGGCCAUUUCUGUCGUCUUCCUCCUCGCCGGGCUCUUCAAACUGGCGUCCAGGAGGCGCUCCGAGCAGGAGGCCCUGGCCAACAGCCAAGCAGAAACCGAGUCAGACUCUCCUCCAAUCAGUGACACAAGCUCCUGCAGAUAAAAGAUACUGACAUAUGACAACACCAAAGUUAAGUGAGCACAAUGACUCCACAAAGUGGGCUUCAAUAAUCUCUUCAGCCACACAGUUCCUUUAAUGUGUCAAAGUAAAAUGUGACAUAGUAGAAGGUAGAGGCUAAAGUAAUGACUGCAGGCUGCUCACUGCGUCUUUGCCUACUCUUGUUAAAACACUUGAAAACAUUAUGGCCACAGGUGCCAGAGGACCUGCAGUCAAAGCUGACAUACAACGUAGAUAACAUCAUAUUGUUGUUACAGCUAGUGUGUCAGACUUGCUCAGUCAGCACCCAUGAAAGACAGGAGUAGUGAGGACAAACGCUGUUUACACACUUUUUAGAAUAAUGCUAGGCAGGCAGUUUACAGUGGGUUUAUUACAACUGAUUACAUGCUAACUUAUUUAAUGACAGAAAACAUCUAAUGAGAGUCCAGACUAAAUUAUACAGAAAAUGUGUAUAUCCAAAACAAUGAGUGAAAAAGGCUGAAAAGCUCUGUAGAGCUGCAGAGAUGUUCACACAUAUGAACAGCUGCUGUCACAUUAAAUAGUCAUUCAAUCUGGUGACUUUUAGACUGAUCAAUACAGCUUUAGAAGACCAUACAUCACAUGAUAUCUGUCCAUUUCACAGCUUCUUAAAACUGAUGCCUUAGCCUUGAAGAAGCUAAAUAAAUACUAAGAAUGGUACCUUAUUAGUACUGCUACUUGUGUUAAAUUUGACACCAGCCAAAAUAUUUUUAUAUUUAUAAUUUAAAUGUAAUUACAUAGAUUAUGAGUUUAAUUCUAAUUGAUAAGUAUUGGUACUGAUAAACUGUAUCAGCAUCAGGCUUAUCAAUAUCUAUCUUUACUGAACACAAUGCUGUUGAAGCUUGAAAUACAUUACAUCGUUCACCACUGUGGACCGUAUGUUUGCUGUUGUAGCUGUGUAUAUCUAUAGAAGAUGUUCAUUACUGCUAAACGAUCUGUUACUGUGUUUGGAGAAGUGCCUAAAAAGGUCAAAAAUACCUAGAGAUGCUUUCUUUUCUUUUUUCUUUUUAAUAGUUGUUGCACAACAGUGGAGCUUUAUGGCACAGAGGAAUAAGAGGAAUAGGUUUGGGCGACACAGUAAUUGAUUGUAAACGGUGACAUUAAAAUUUGGCAGUAAAGUAAAUUUGCAUCGAAAUUGGCAAGCUGUCAAUAUUUUUUCAGUGUCACUGGUUUUCUGUUUCAGAUUUCUGUCACUGUUUUGGUGCAGAGAGGAAGGGCUUGUAGGGAGGGGCAGUGAGUUCAUGACCCACAGCUCACUGGAAAACCACUGCCCUUCACCUUCAGUGACAGAGAGUGGUGUCAGUUUUAUGUAUUGUUGCUGGUGCAAUGUCAGUAUGACCAUCAACAGAUCUUUCAAACUAUACCAAAACAGUGACAGAAAGUUGAAACUGAGAACUAGUGACAUUUAAAAAGUACAUCAUUAAAAAAAUGUCCUUGAAAAAAGAUAGACAUCAAGAAACACAGAUUUAAUGUCACUGCCCCAUAGAAGAUCACCAACUUACAUUUUAAGUGAUAGAAGUGAUUAUUAUUGUCUGACAUCAACCAAAUUAAUUUGAAAGAAAUAACAAACACAUAUGACCAAAUACAUGCAGUUGAAAAAGUGUCUGCUUGGUAUGGUAUGGAAUAUGACUGUUGCUUUGGAGAGUAUACUAGUGUGUGUGCAGAAGUGUGGAGCACUUCAGAUAAUGCCUGUUUCUUUAUACUUGCCAAAUGUUACGCACAUUUUUACUGCAUUUUUUAAACUUAAAAACUACCUAGAGAGCUCUGAUCAAAAGACAUGUAGUUUGUGUUGGCAGCUAGUGUUAGUGUUAGAUUCACAUCCUUGUAACUGUUCACUCGUAUAUAAAAUUAUACCUUGUUUAUUUUGCAGUACAAUCACAGUAUGAGCUGCAUUCAUUGUUUGCCUUUUCAGAAAAGGAAACUGUGGUUUGGAAGUGAAUCACUUUGAUUUCCACAGGAAAAACACGCACAGACACGUUGGAAGUAUUGAGUGACUGAAUUGUUAUUUGCAAAUGUGAAUUAUGUUAUUUGCAAAUGUGUAUCAACAAAAAACCAACCAAAUACUUUGUGUAAAUGUAAAACAAUUUUACAUGACAGAUGCUCCAUGCACACGGAUUUAGCAAAUUUCAGCACCAUCAAAUGUCACAAAGGUAAUAUUAAUAUGUGAAGAACACUACAAUGCGGAUCUAUUAAAGUGAGUAUUUAUUCAUAAAAUUGUUUUACGCUUAUUCAAGUUGGAUGAAACACAUUUGUUACCACUGUUAAGACUAAUUUCUCUUUCUCUUUUUUUUAAAAUAACCGUUACAUUAUUACAGUUAUAUGAAUGACCUACGUAUGUCUUCUUUCACAAUCUGUCCAGUCUUAGCAAAUGCAUUUUAAACACUGGGCUUUUGCUGUGCCUCUCCUCUUUUUCCCAUGAAGAUUCCCAAGCUAUCAUUUAAUCAACUGUAUUCAUUUCCUUUGACACUGGUGGAGGUGGUCACCUGUUUAGCCGGGGGGGAGGGGGCUGCCUCAGGAAUGUCAUGUAUUGUGUGAGACCUCAACUUGCUCUUUGAAAGAUUUGUGUGACUGUGUUCAUUCUGUAUUUCCAUUUAAACCUUUGCACUAUUUUUAAAUGUGAUCAUCUCUGAGUGUGUGAAAUGGGUGUGUGGUUAUUGUUACCUGCAAAAAGGCACGUUGUGAUGGACUAUCCACACAGACAUGCUCUCUCUAUGCAAUACCUAUCACAAAUAAAUGAACGUUUUUAUGUGUA
Molecule: messenger RNA, 4350 nt
Organism: Lates calcarifer (barramundi perch)
Lineage: Eukaryota; Metazoa; Chordata; Actinopteri; Centropomidae
Product: thiamine transporter 1-like
Biological process (GO): transmembrane transport; vitamin transport
Cellular component (GO): plasma membrane
Molecular function (GO): vitamin transmembrane transporter activity
Source: RefSeq, a predicted model, not a curated record